This is a messenger RNA of Fukomys damarensis (Damara mole-rat), 2804 nucleotides long. RefSeq names its product epithelial membrane protein 1 (gene Emp1). Gene Ontology annotation, cellular component: plasma membrane. The record is from RefSeq and is a predicted model, not a curated record. The transcript is spliced from 5 exons. The coding region runs from base 258 to 737 and encodes 159 amino acids. Lineage: Eukaryota; Metazoa; Chordata; Mammalia; Rodentia; Bathyergidae.
UUUUUUUUUUUUUUAGCCAGACUGAUUCAUAGAAACUCCUUUAAAACUCAGGGAAAAGAAACCGCCCAUCACACACCCCGACUCACCAGUGGAGGAAACUUAUAACCUCGGGAGGCAGUUCCCUCCCCUCACUGUGGUCACAUACCUCCAGAAGAGCGGACCGGGCAGCUGCCAGCUCGAGCCACUUGCGGUGUCUGCCUCCGUCCUCGCUGGACAUCCAGGACUCUCUUCCCUAACGAGUCACUACAAAAGCCAAGAUGUUGGUAUUACUGGCUGGAAUUUUUGUGGUCCACAUCGCCACUGUUAUUAUGCUCUUUGUUUGCACCAUUUCCAAUGUCUGGGUGGUUUCUGAUGCCGUCAAUGCAUCUGUAGGUCUUUGGAAAAACUGUACCGGAGGGGCAUGCGGUGACAUGAGCUACGGAAACGAAGAUGCCAUCAAGAGCGUGCAGGCCUUCAUGAUCCUCUCCAUCAUCUUCUCCGUCAUCUCCCUCGUGGUCUUUGUGUUCCAGCUCUUCACCAUGGAGAAGGGAAACCGGUUCUUCCUCUCGGGGGCAACCAUGCUGGUGUGCUGGCUGUGCAUUCUGAUCGGAGCGUCCAUCUACACCAAUCGUUACGCCAAUCACAGCGAGACUUUUGCCACGGGAAGCCACCAUGGUUACUGCUUCAUCCUGGCCUGGAUCUGCUUCUGCUUCAGCUUCAUCAUCGGCAUUCUCUAUCUGGUCCUGAGGAAGAAAUGAGGCUGGACCAGCAUCUGGGGAUAUCUGGGGGGUGGGGAGGAGGAAGCAGUCAAAUCUGGGAGGGGAGUGGAAGUCACUGUGUAGGAAAAAACCAAGAAAAGGGAGGGGAUUGGGGAGGGGGAAGGAAGAGUGGGAGAGGCCCAAACCCAAACCAUUCCCAGGGAGAUUCUCUCCUGCCCAGUGCCUGCCUCGGGAGAAGGUCAUCAGCUUGGGCUUUGAUGCUCCCUUGUUGCGGUCAGAGAACCUCCUUGCAGCUACCAGACUUGGCCUCCAGCUGCCCUCGGUUACACACACAGCCUGGGGCCCCGUUUGUUGCCACACCACUGGCUCCACUUCUGAGGGUGAAUUCUGGGUCACACGCUGAUGUCUUGCAGACCAGCUGCACCAAGUACAAAUAGCAAAGAGCUGUACAAGUUCUGGCAAGAGCAGACCCUGUCUCUGGGCUGACCGUGCUAAGCCUGGAAGCCACCUUACCUUCUGACCCAAGGCAAAACACCACAUUCCCUUCUGAAGUGCCUACAGGAGGUCUUUGGUCAGGGAGCCACUGUGCUCCUGUAGAACAGGCAUUUAGCUCCACAGAAUUCAGUGGCAACUGUGACAAAAGGGGAGGCAGAAAGACAAUUUAUAAGGCCAAGUUGGUGGGUUAGCUAAACCAAGAAAGAGGACUUUUCCCCAUAGAAGGACAGGGGAGGGGCAGAGCCUAGCCAGACCUCACAGCUGUCUCUCGCUGGGACUUUUUGUGGACUCUGUCAGGCUUUAGCUUAAAGCCAAGGCAGCUCUUCUGGAGUUUCUCUAGAGCCACUAAUGAGCCCUUCAGUAGUGAAAGCAGCACAUAAACUGUAGGAGCAAGGGGCACUCUUACCAUAGCACUAUAUCAGGGUGAUGUUUUUAGGAUUCCCCUCAACACAGCCAACAUUUCUUAUAAGUUAUCUAACAAGAAAGAUGUGACAUGAUUCUGUUACUCUUCCUCUGGAUUGUAACUUUUGAGGAAGUUUUAUCUCAUCACCCACUUUGGGGAUUAGGGCUUCUGGGCUCAUUGGCCGCUCACUCUUGGACACUGGCUAGAGCAGUGACUUCUCAGAGGGCCUGUCCCCUCCCCAGGGGAGGAUAUGACAAUUUAGGAGAUGAAUUAAAACACACACAAACCAAAGCCAAUCACCAGGUCCUUGGGUGAAAGGUGCUAUAUAAUUACAAAGUAUUAAGCGUACCAUGUUUCAGUCUUGAUAAAAACAGAGUGCUUGUUCCUGGGGGGCGGGGGGUUCCCAUGAAAUAAAUAAAAAUACAGGUGAUAGAAUGAUAAUUUUUUUUUAAAAAAAAAAGUACCAAAAACUGUUGGUUACCUGGUCAGGCCGUAUUUGAGCUGAUGGUAGCCGCAGGAACCUGACUCCGUAGGACUUAGAAGUCUGUGCUAUUCCUGGUUCAGCGGGCAGCUCUCCACCCUAGAGCAGCCAUUUUAAGCCAUCUCAGAUUCUGCCUGUAGGGGUCUUUGGUGGAGGGCAUUCCCUUUACUGCCUGGAGAAGAUCUACCCUGGGAAGAAUCUGAGGUAUCUUGCCUACUUUUCUCCCUCUAGCUUCCUCCUCAUCCAUUUCUCACAUAUCUUUCUUUCUUGGGGAAUUGUUGUGCCAUAAUUGCUGGUAUUUAUGUAAAGGGACUAUUUGCUAAGUAUAUGUCUUUACGCUUAUUCUGGUUAAGGGAAUAGUGAGGCAAGGCUCUGUAUUACCUGGGCUGAGAGUAGAGAGAUUGACCAGAAAAGAAACCAUGGGGUAAUGAACUUUUGAAUUAUGAUUUGAUUAUCACAUGAUUAUAGAAGGCUGAGUUAUGGGCAAAAGCAUAUCUACAUAUCAGAUAUAUCCAAAGAGAUACUCUCAUUUUGUUAAGAAGUUCAAUUAUGCCUGGAGUGAACCAUAUAUUCCCUUGUCUUUUCCUUUUUCUUCUGUGACAUUUAUGUCUCAUGUAAUUUGCAUUACAUUAGUGAGUUGUUCUAGCACUGUGUUUGGCUUCUUCAUUAAUAGAUUAUUUCAUAUACUAUAAUUGUAAAUAUUUUGAUACAAAUGUUUAUAACUCUA